AUGGAGAAGGAGCAGGCUUUGGUGCGACGGAUCACUAACGAUAUGCAAAUAGCGCAUUAUGUUCGACAAAUGGAAAUGGCUAGAAGUCACGGAAAGCGACAUCGAGGAGCGUUCUCUACCGGUGUGUUUCGCAUUCGUUCGUUGAGAUUUUUUGAGGCUGGCCUUCGACGUGCUCUUUGGUAUCUUGGCAAGGCUAUCGCUAAUCAUAAGCUGCUUUUCGUGGUGCUCCCUUUACUUUUCGUCUCCUCAUCUCUGAUUGGUCCCAUUCUACAUCGUAAUAAAAUGACCGUAUCACUGCCAUUUUCUAUGCUUGGCGCAGACAGUAGUGACGUCAUCUCGAAUGGUUAUAGUAUUCAACGAACACAGAGAGGCUUCAACUCCAGUAAUCCUGCAUUCAGUGCAUUGGACUUUAUGGAUACGUCAACAUUUGGGGUGCUGUUAAAGACAACAUUAGCUAGGGACACCAUAUUACGCAAGGAUGCCGUCUUAGCAUACUCUGCUUUGAAGAAACGGCUAGACAACUACCCAGUCGGAAACAAAGAGUUCUUGGAAAUAUGUUCACCUGAUUGCGAAUUGGAGAAAGAGAUGGUUGACAAGAUUAUCAAGAAGAGUCCUCAGGUCGCGCUCACCUAUCCGGAGACGUUUGUUAGCAUGAGCAAGGAUUCUACCAAUCUUAGUCGUGUCUACCUGGGAUCUGCUAUUGGAGGAGUCGAAACCGAUUCGGAUGGUGCAAUUUCGCGUGCUCAAGCAUUGCUUCUUUCAUUCAAGUUGAAGGAUAGCAUUACAGGAGAGCAAAUUGCUGCUUGGGGAGAUAACUUGGAGGAGCAGGUUCAUGUCACAUCUGCAAACAAUGUUUCAUUGUCCUAUUGGUCUCCCUCGUCAUUCUCAUCCUGGGUGAUUCGAGCCUUGUCGAAAAGCUACCGAUGGCUUCUUGUCUCAGCUUCUGUUCUAGGCCUCUUCUGUUUCUUAGCGUCGUUUGGCGCGAAUGCCUAUCAGUCGAAACCACUUGUUGGCAUACAAAUCGCAUUCACAUUGCUGGUCUCUUGUGCUGGUGGUCUGUUUGUACAGGUGGCUGGUUCGGGCACAUUCAAUCCGCUCAUCUGGCCAGUG
Messenger RNA from Strongylus vulgaris, 1110 nucleotides. NCBI's taxonomy places the organism in Eukaryota, Metazoa, Nematoda, Chromadorea, Rhabditida, Strongylidae. The record is from the annotation of a GenBank genome assembly.